Molecule: messenger RNA, 1681 nt
Organism: Elaeis guineensis (African oil palm)
Lineage: Eukaryota; Viridiplantae; Streptophyta; Magnoliopsida; Arecales; Arecaceae
Product: mitochondrial import receptor subunit TOM40-1
Biological process (GO): protein import into mitochondrial matrix
Cellular component (GO): mitochondrial outer membrane
Molecular function (GO): transmembrane protein transporter activity
Source: RefSeq, a predicted model, not a curated record
CACCCCCACCCUCCUCCUCCAGAGGGGAAGAAGGGCUGUCUCUUCCUAACCUCCCGCUCCUCCACCUUCUCUUGAUGUUUAUUUCGCCCUAAAAUUCUUUUCUCUCGUCUUUUUAUCUUAAGAAAACUUGCCGACUUGGACUCUUUCGAGCGCGAUGGGAUCCUCCGUAAGCCACGCCGCCAACCCGCCAUCUCCGCCGCCGCCGGCGCCCGUCGUCGGGCUCGCCGGGGUUCUCCCCCCGAAGACCGAGGAGAAGGGCGAGACGAAGGUUGACUGGUUGAAUCUCCCGUGCCCCGUCCCCUUCGAGGAGAUCCAGCGCGAGGCAUUGAUGUCUUUGAAGCCAGAGCUUUUUGAAGGAUUGCGUUUUGACUUUACGAAAGGCCUGAAUCAAAAAUUUUCACUUAGCCACAGUGUUUUCAUGGGAUCUAUGGAAGUUCCUUCACAAUCUUCUGAUACUAUCAAAGUCCCCACUUCACAUUAUGAAUUUGGUGCCAAUUUUCUGGAUCCAAAGUUAAUGCUUGUUGGAAGGGUGCUUACUGAUGGAAGACUGAAUGCAAGAGUUAAAUGCGAUCUGACUGAUAACCUUACUUUGAAAAUCAAUGCACAGCUCACUAAUGAGCCACACUACUCUCAAGGCAUGUUUAACUUCGAUUACAAGGGCAAGGAUUACAGGUCUCAGUUUCAAAUUGGAAACAAUGCCUUCUAUGGGGCCAAUUAUAUCCAGAGUGUUUCCCCACAUUUAUCUUUGGGUAGUGAAGUGUUUUGGCUUGGUCAUCAAAGGAAGUCCGGUAUUGGUUUUGCUGCUCGAUAUAACACAGAUAAGAUGGUUGCAACAGGGCAAGUUGCAAGCACUGGUAUAGUCGCACUGAGCUAUGUUCAAAAAGUUUCUGAGAAGGUUUCCCUUGCAUCUGAUUUCAUGUACAAUCAUAUGACAAGAGAUGUGACUUCGAGUUUUGGUUAUGAUUACAUCCUUAGGCAGUGUCGUUUAAGGGGGAAAAUUGAUUCUGCUGGUUGUGUAGCUGCUUAUCUCGAGGAGCGACUUAAUAUGGGCAUCAAUUUUAUUCUUUCUGCAGAGAUUGAUCAUCGGAAGAAAGACUACAAAUUCGGGUUUGGUAUGACUGUAGGAGAGUAAAGCUUCUUGUAACAUCUCUUCACCAGAAUUAAUGGUUCUCUGGACGCUGGUUUUGUUGGCUGGGCCUUCUUUUCAUGGUCUGCCUGGGCCGCCAAUUCUGAACAGCUCUUCAAGUUCUGCCUGGCAAGUUUAUUAUGUUGAAGGUUUUAUGGAAAGAAGGAAACCAUCAUUUUUGCAAUUUUAUCAGUUGAUUUCCAACAUUUGGAUUCAGCAUUUGGUGGCCAUUUGAUAUUUAUGGGCAUUCUAAGGCUAUGAUUCCUUGUUCGUCACUAAUGGAAUAAGUUCUAUGACAGGGUUGAUCAAAGAUAAGUUAUUCCGGUCUUUCAUUUAGAUAUUCGAAUUUUGCAGUAGUUUUGUCUGUAAAUCAGAAUGCUCUUCCUGGCAUGGGCUUCUGUAGAUUAUUCAUCAAUCAGCGGUUGUGUAGUUCUCUCCCUCAUUGAUUGAAUACAGAUGGUGUUUCUCAAUGCACAUGGAAUAUAAUUUCUUACCACUGAUGUCUGUCAUGACCAAAUUCACAUGUAAUUUUAAAUCGAUAGUUGAAUUUUUUAA